AUGAAAGGCGCGGUUGUACAAGCUGUGGUUGACAGGGUUGAAGAUGGCGAUAAGGAGAAGAAGAAGAAGCAGCGCCGUCGCCGAUCUAAACAAAACUCUUCCAACUCAGCAUCUAAUUCAGCAAAUGAAAUACGCAGUGAAGUUUCUGAGUACUUGGGAAAUGGAAGAACGUCUGAUCAUGUAACCACACCCUUGAAGCAACAUCAGUUUGUCCUGCAUCCUCCAUAUGAGCAUGGAAUGAACAAAGCAUCUAAUUUUCCCUUCAGUUCAUUGCCAACAAUGCACAUCAAUGAACAAGAAAAUCAUGAGGAUGUGCAAAGUUUGGAAAAUCAACAUUCUCUGCCAUGUGAUCCUGGUCAAAGAGUGUGUGCAAAUUCUUGUCCUGAAUCAGUGGCUUGUGGAGAAUCACCUGGAAUAUUUAUACUAAAGGAUUUUCCUCCUCAUCACGUUGAAGGUUAUGCUCGAAGAAAAUAUUUUACUCCACACUGGUCUAUGGAGGCUACUAAUAAUGCUAUAGAGAAAGGUGAAGCUUUUAAAGCUUUGUUUAGAGUCAAUGCGCACAACAGACAUGAGGCUUAUUGCAAAGUUGAUGGAGUACCAACAGAUGUUCUCAUUGGUGGACUUGCUGAGCAGAAUAGAGCUGUGGAAGGAGACAUUGUGGUGGUUAAGGUUGAUCCCUUACCAUUAUGGACUAGGAUGAAAGGGUCAGCUGGAACUUGUACCAGUUCCGCACCAGUGGAUGAUUUUAAUUUGCAACUAGAAAAUAAUGUGAUUGCGGGUUAUAACUGCAAAGGUAAAGCUAAGGUAGAUGAGGUUUAUUUGUAUGGUAAUGAUCGAAGUAGCCUGCUUCCUGAGAGGGGAUCACGUCCUGAGGAAUCUGUGGGUGAAUCUUUUCAUUCAGGGCCAAUUGGACAAUCAAGUUAUGAUCAUGUUGCUGGAAGGUAUCCGUUGCCUUCAGAUUCUAUACAAGCAGGUUCUUCUCCUGAGCAGAAUGAAGUUAGACUUUCAGUAGAGAGGCUGUGUGCCAUGAUCAAUUCAUUCCCUUCCAAACGACCAACUGGCAGGGUUGUUGCUAUCAUUGAAAGGUCUCCUCGUAGAGAUGCUAUUGUUGGUUUUCUUAAUGUAAAACAGUGGAUUUCUUACAGGGAGUUUUGCAGAAAAGACAUGAGAAAGAACAAAAAUUCGUCAUUUUCUAACCAUGAGUACAUCCAGAUGACCCCAAUUGACCCAAGAUUUCCAAAAAUGGUGGUCCUUGUGAGAAACCUUCCUGAUUCAAUCAAGAAAAGAUUGGAGAAUGGUGAUGAAACAAUUGAAAUGGAGUUGUUUGCUGCGCGAAUUGAUGAAUGGGAUGAAGAAAGUUCUGCUCCCCAAGCUGUCAUCUUGAAUGCUUUUGGGCGGGGAUGUGAAUUACAGCCCCAAAUUGAAGCAAUUUUAUUUCAAAAUGCAAUUAAUUCAUCUGAGUUUUCUCCUGAAUCACUUUCCUGCCUUCCUCAUCUCCCCUGGGAGGUGCCUCAGGAGGAAUUCCAAACUAGGAGGGAUCUCCGAAACUUGUGCAUAUUUACUAUCGACCCUUCUACUGCCACUGAUCUAGAUGAUGCUCUCUCAGUUGAUAAAUUAUCCAAUGGAAUUUACAGAGUUGGUAUCCACAUUGCUGAUGUGUCACAUUUUGUUUUACCUGGCACACCCUUAGAUGAAGAAGCUCAAUCUAGAUCAACAAGUGUGUAUAUGUCACGGAGGAAAUUACCAAUGCUACCUCCUUUGCUUUCAGAGAAUGUUGGUUCACUUAACCCAGGAGUAGAGAGACUUGCAUUUUCAAUUUUCGUGGACAUGAAUCAUGCUGGGGAUGUUGUUGACCGAUGGAUUGGCCGCACUGUGAUAAGAUCAUGUUGCAAGCUUUCUUAUGAACAUGCUCAAGACAUUAUUGAUGGGAAAUUUAAUUUGGAAAGUGUGGACAUUCUAGGAAAUGGUCGUCCUCAGUUGCAUGGCCAUUUUGAAUGGUUUGAUGUACGUAGGUCUGUUAAAGAUCUUCACGAAAUUUCCAGAAUUUUGAAGGAGAGGAGGUUUAGUGAUGGGGCUCUUCAGCUUGAGAGUUCUAAAGUUGUUAUUCUGUUUGAUGAAUAUGGAGUUCCGUAUGAUAGCAUGCAUUCUGAACGGAAGGAAUCAAAUUUUCUUGUGGAGGAGUUAAUGCUUUUAGCAAAUAGAACAGCGGCUGAAGUGAUAUCUAGAGCUUUUCCUGAUAGUGCAUUACUGCGGAGGCACCCAGAACCUAACCUGCGCAAACUCAGGGAAUUUGAAGCAUUUUGUUCCAAGCAUGGUCUAGAAUUGGAUACAUCUUCUUCUGGUCAGUUCCAACUUUCAUUAGAGAAAAUCAGGGAAAAACUCAAGGAUGAUUGCGUUCUGUUCAAUAUUCUCAUGAAUUAUGCUACAAAGCCAAUGCAACUGGCUGCUUAUUUUUGUAGUGGGGAAUUGAAAGACAAAGAAAAUGAUUGGGGUCACUAUGGGUUGGCAGUUCCUCUGUACACACAUUUCACUUCACCGCUACGUCGGUAUCCUGAUAUUGUAGUGCAUCGUACACUAGCCGCGGCUAUAGAAGCUGAGGAGUUAUUGUUGAAACAUCGGAGAGUGUUGAAUAAUUUUAACAGGGGAGAUGAAUGUAGAAUGAAAUGUUUCACUGGUAUUUAUUUCGAUAAAGAUGCUGCUGAGUCCUAUGAAAGUAGGGAAGUGUUAUCAGCUGCAUCAAUGAAGCAUAGAAUUCCCUGCUCUGAAUUGCUUACUGAUGUUGCUGCUUAUUGCAAUGAGAGGAAGCUGGCCAGUAGACAUGUCAAGGAUGCUUGUGACAAGCUCUACAUGUGGGCCCUGCUGAAGAAAAAAGAGAUUUUAUUAUCAGAAGCAAGAAUAAUGGGUCUAGGACCUAGAUUCAUGUCCAUUUAUAUCCACAAGCUAGCUGUUGAACGUCGAAUAUAUUAUGAUGAAGUUGAGGGCUUGAUGGUCGAAUGGCUUGAUGCCACAUCCACAGUAGUGCUGACUUUAUGUUCUAACAGACGCUCGCUCAGGAGAGGUAGUCCUGGUAAAUGUAGGGCGCUUGAAGAUGUUGCCUUGGUCAUAAGACCUUAUGACCUCAAAGCUGAACUGGGUGCAGUUGGAAAUAGUACUAAUGAAGGUGCUGCAGCCCAAGAUGUUGGUGUAGCCACCCAUAGUUCUAACGAGAGUGAAAUCGAUCCUCUUGUUUUCCCCCUGACUCUGCGUGUUCUUUCAACAAUUUCUGUAGUACUUCAUGCAAUUGGGGGUGAUGAUGGACCCAUUGAUAUCGGGGCAAGGCUAUACAUGAGCUCAUAUCUCUGCUAG
Molecule: messenger RNA, 3345 nt
Organism: Prunus armeniaca (apricot)
Lineage: Eukaryota; Viridiplantae; Streptophyta; Magnoliopsida; Rosales; Rosaceae
Source: the annotation of a GenBank genome assembly